AUGGGUGGCGCUAGCGCCGGCGGGGCGACGGAGGCGGCGUCCUCGCCUCUCCUCAUGCCCCGCUCCGCUCCACGCCCCGCGGUGGAGGCGGAGGUGCGGCGGCAGGUGGGGCUCGCGGCGCCGCUGGUGGCGUGCAGCCUGCUGCAGUACAGCCUGCAGGUGGUCUCCGUCAUGUUCGCCGGACACCUAGGGGAGCUCUCCCUCUCCGGAGCCUCCGUCGCCGCCUCCUUCGCCAACGUCACCGGCUUCAGCGUCCUGCUGGGUAUGGGAAGUGCAUUGGAUACCUUUUGUGGACAAUCAUACGGAGCAAGACAAUAUGACAUGCUGGGGACACACACGCAAAGGGCGAUAAUUGUUCUUGUGCUUACGGGUGUUCCUCUGGCCUUUGUUUUGGCCUUCACUGGCCAAAUCCUUAUCGCCCUUGGUCAAAAUCCUGAGAUAUCAUUUGAAGCUGGACUGUAUGCUCAGUGGUUGAUUCCUGGCCUUUUCGCGUAUGGUUUGCUUCAGUGCCUUACCAGAUUCCUGCAGACCCAAAAUAUUGUCCAGAUAUUGGUAGCUUGCUCUGGACUUACUUUGCUACUUCAUGUUAUGCUAUGCUGGUUGCUGGUUCAAGGUUUUGGCCUUGGCCACAAAGGCGCAGCUCUGGCAACCUCAAUAUCUUACUGGUUCAAUGUGGCAUUGCUAGCUGUGUAUGUGAAAGUCUCUGAAGAUGGCAGAAGAAGUUGGCACGGAUGGUCAAGGGAGGCACUGAAGUUAAAGGAUGCCAAAGUAUAUCUAAAGCUAGCAAUUCCAUCUACCUUUAUGACCUGCUUGGAGUAUUGGGCAUUUGAGAUGGUGGUUCUCCUAGCAGGAUUUCUUCCAGAUCCAAAACUGGAAACUUCAAUUUUGUCGGUCAGCCUAAACACAAUGUGGAUGGUCUAUACAAUUCCAAGUGGCCUCAGCAGUGCAAUAAGUAUUAGAGUGUCCAAUGAACUAGGUGCUGGGAACCCACAUGCAGCACGCCUAUCAGUUUAUGUUUCAGGAAUCAUGUGCCUAGCUGAGGGCCUUUUUGUAGCUAUCAUCACAGUAUUAGUGCGAGAUGUCUGGGGUUAUUUGUACAGCAAUGAAGAUGAGGUAGUGAAGCAUGUAUCAAUUAUGAUGCCAAUUCUUGCUACUUCUGACUUCAUGGAUGGAAUACAGUGCACACUAUCAGGCGCAGCUCGAGGAUGUGGCUGGCAGAAAGUAUGCUCGGUUAUCAACCUGUUUGCUUACUAUGCUAUUGGUCUCCCUUCAGCUGUUACUUUUGCAUUUAUUCUGAAGAUUGGUGGUAAGGGCCUUUGGUUAGGAAUCAUAUGUGCGAUGGCAGUGCAAAUAUUUGCUUUGGUUGUGAUGAUGCUUCGAACCAACUGGAAUGAAGAGGCUGAAAAGGCCCGAGCUAGAGUUCAGUGUUCAGAUGGCAGCAUUACAUUGAUCUGA
Miscanthus lutarioriparius is the source of this 1455-nucleotide messenger RNA. NCBI's taxonomy places the organism in Eukaryota, Viridiplantae, Streptophyta, Magnoliopsida, Poales, Poaceae. The record is from the annotation of a GenBank genome assembly.